Messenger RNA from Uncinocarpus reesii 1704, 546 nucleotides. RefSeq lists its product as uncharacterized. Gene Ontology annotation, biological process: proton motive force-driven ATP synthesis. NCBI's taxonomy places the organism in Eukaryota, Fungi, Ascomycota, Eurotiomycetes, Onygenales, Onygenaceae. The record is from RefSeq and is a predicted model, not a curated record. The transcript is spliced from 2 exons. The coding region runs from base 1 to 546 and encodes 181 amino acids.
AUGGCUCACAAACCGCCCAAACGGCCGAUAUUGCAGUUUGACGUCGAAUCUGCAGUUGACUGCUCCCUCUGGAUUGUCCCAGCGUCCCUCCGUCGCCGUCUCACAGUUGCAACGAUGUUUCAAUCACUCCGGGCAUCUCGGUCGCUCUUGACCCGAGUGGCUCGGCAACAAAGCCCCAUCGCUGUUCGAACCUUUGCUACUACGUCUGCUCGACAAGGUAGAAGAGUUAAACAAGCUCCUCUUUCGACCCCGGAUGCUGACCAAUACUCUCCAUCAGCCGACCCCGUGCAAGAGCUCUAUCUUCGCGAACUCCGCGCCUAUAAGCCCGCGCCUUUGAAGCCAUCUGACGCCGAAGCCUACGUGCAAAAGUUCGUCAUGCCCACACCACCCCCGUCUCCAGAGGAAGCAAACAUCGCCUCGGAGUUGAAAGCGUACGAAACGCAGGAUGUCGAAGUGGAAGGCCAGGCUGCCCCUGGGGAGACUGCCGCCGUUGAAGAGGAUUGGUUCGAAUUGCCAGAAGAAGAGGAAGCUUCCGCUGCUCACUAA